This is a messenger RNA of Staurois parvus, 444 nucleotides long. The record is from the annotation of a GenBank genome assembly. NCBI's taxonomy places the organism in Eukaryota, Metazoa, Chordata, Amphibia, Anura, Ranidae.
AUGAUAUGGAGGGGAUUGGAACACCUGAAUCACAUGACAUGGAGGGGAUUGGAACACCUGAAUCACAUGAUAUGGAGGGGAUUGGAACACCUGAAUCACAUGAUUGGAGGGGAUUGGAACACCUUAAUCACAUGACAUGAAGGGGAUUGGAACAACCUGAAUCACAUGAUAUGGAGGGGAUUGGAACACCUGAAUCACAUGAUACGGAGGGGAUUGAAGCACCUGAAUCACAUGAUUGGGAGGGGAUUGGAGCACCUGAAUAACAUGAUACGGAGGGGAUUGGAACACCUGAAUCACAUGAUAUGGAGGGGAUUGGAGCACCUGAAUCACAUGAUAUGGAGGGGAUUGGAACACCUGAAUCACAUGAUAUGGAGGGGAUUGGAACACCUGAAUGACAUGAUUGGGAGAGGGUCCCACCGGCUCCCAAUCAUUGCUGGAGAGCAG